UUGAUUAGAGAAGUCAAGAAAACGAACACACAGUCUUCAGAUAAUUGACUGAAUUUCUACUCGAAGUUCGUUUUUCUGUUAAUUCCAUUGAAGAUAGAACAAUCGAUUAUGUAAAUUUCUGAAGAAUUAGAGGAAUUCAUGAUUGAAAAGAGCUAGCAAAGAGAGUGUGAAAUGGCAUUCGACAAAUUCGGUCGUCAAGUGAAGCGAUCUUAUUAUUCAUAUGGAUUCUGCGUAAAGGUGACGUUCGUAGCCAUUUUUGGUCUCUGUUUCGUUUUCAUUUGGUCUGUAUUUUCCUCUUCUUCUUCUUCCGUAAUCUCUCAGAGAAGCACUUUCGAUGAUAUUGCUGAACCUGCAGCUUCGAAUGGAAAAUUUACUAAUACGCGGAUUCUUCCUCACAAAGACACGGGAAAGGAUCGUCAGAACACUGGAAUCAAUGCUCAUAAACCAGAUCUGGAGGUUAAAGGCAAGAUUAAUGUCUCUACAUCUAUUCCAGCUGGUGAGAAUCACUCCGGAAAUGAAAAGAAGAUCGAAUUUCCAAAGGAUGUUAUGGAAAUUAAGAACGGAUCUGCUGGAUCUGAGACAGUUGAAGUAGAAAAGAACGAGAAUCAGCAAAAGGACGACAACAACAAAGAAGAAGAAGAAGAAGAUGGAAGUGAUAAGGACGUGAAAGCGGAUGAGGAACUGGAUGGAGAUGGCGAUGUCAAUGGCGAUGGUGAACCAGUAGCGAUAGAAAGUGUUGAUCAAGAAGAAGAAGAAGAAGAAGAUGAUGAAUCAAAAACUAAAUUGAAUAAGAAGAAGAAGAAAUUGGGUCCAUUAUUUGAUCAAAGAGCUCAUUACACAUGGAAAUUGUGCAAUACAAGAAGUAAACACAAUUACAUUCCUUGCAUUGAUAUAGAAAGUUCAUCUGGGAAAUUGCAGAUUUAUCGACAUCAUGAGAGGAGUUGCCCUAAAUCAUCUCCUCCAAUGUGUCUUGUUCCUCUUCCCCGUCAAGGAUAUAACACUCCUGUAAGCUGGCCGGAGAGCAAAUCCAAGAUAGUAUAUAAGAAUGUAGAACAUCCAAAGUUAACAGACUUCAUAAAGAAACAUAAAUGGAUGAUUCUAUCAUCUGGAGAAGAAUAUCUCACUUUUCCUCAGGAUCAAUUUGAAUUAAAGGGUGGCAUUCAACACUAUCUUGAAUCAAUUGAAGAGAUGGUGCCAGAUAUUGAAUGGGGGAAGAAUAUUCGUUUAGUGUUGGAUAUUGGAUGUACAGAUUCAAGUUUUACUUCUUCGUUGCUUGAUAAAGAUGUCUUCACACUUACUCUAGGAUUAAAAGAUGAUCUUGUGGAUCUAGCUCAGGUAGCUCUUGAACGUGGUUUUCCUGCAAUUGUCAGCCCGUUUGGAAAUAGGAAACUUCCUUUCCCUAGCGGUGUAUUCGACGCCAUUCACUGUGGUGAAUGCGAAAUACUCUGGCAUUCUAAUGGAGGGAAACUGCUUUUGGAGAUGAACAGGAUUUUGCGUCCUGCUGGCUACUUUAUUUUGUCAACUCGACACGAUGGUAUUGAAGAAGAUAAAGGUAUGUCCUCAUUGACAGCAUCAAUAUCAUGGAAUAUCCUGGCACAUAAAGCUGAUGAAGAUAGUGAACUUGGUGUCAAAAUCUAUCAGAAACCAGUCUCUAAUGAUAUAUAUGAGCUCAGACGAAAGAAAAUUCCUCUUAUGUGCAAGGAAAAUGAUAACCCAGAUGUUGUUUGGUAUAAGCCUUUACAAAACUGUUUACAUGUUCUUCCUUCUGCAAUUGAAGAAAGGGGUACAGAGUGGCCAGAAGAAUGGCCGAAAAGGCUGGAAACUUUCCCAGAAUGGACAAACAACAAAGAUAAACUGAUUGCAGAUAGCGAGCACUGGAAAGCUAUAGUCAAUAAUUCCUAUAUAACCGGAUUAGGCAUAGACUGGUUAAAAGUUCGAAAUGUAAUGGACAUGAAAGCCAUUAAUGGAGGAUUCGCUGCUGCUUUGUCAAAACGGAAUGUAUGGGUUAUGAACGUGGUCCCUGUUCAUGCACCCGACACCCUUCCCAUAAUAUUUGAACGCGGUCUUGUUGGUAUAUACCAUGAUUGGUGUGAGUCUUUUGGUUCUUAUCCAAGGUCAUAUGAUCUUUUGCACGCAGAUCAUCUCUUCUCCAGGCUCAAGAACAGAUGUAAGCAGCCAGUAGCCAUUGUUGUGGAAAUGGAUAGGAUAUUAAGGCCAGGUGGUUGGUUGAUUUUACGCGACAAAGUUGAAAUCCUCACUCCUUUGGAAGGGAUCUUAAGAAGUUUGCAUUGGGAAAUCCACACAACUUACCAUCAAGAUAAAGAAGGCAUUGUUUGCGCGCAAAAGACAGUAUGGCGACCCUGAAUCUGAUAGGUCAGCCAUUGCGAAUGCAGUACAUAGUCAUACUAAUUUCUUCGAUUCUUUUUUGUUGGCGUUUAUUCUGAGUUUUGACAUUAUAUUUUCGAGAUUGAAUAUAUUACCACGACGAAAUUUUAGUGGGAAUUAUGGACAAACAAUGAUGUUAUAGUGAAAAUUUGUAAUAGGAAUGAGUUUGAUUGUGUUGUGACUCUUGAAACGUAUAUAUACAUUAUUAUGUUUAUGAUUUA
Impatiens glandulifera is the source of this 2606-nucleotide messenger RNA. Its product is annotated as probable methyltransferase PMT28. Bases 172 to 2364 code for a protein of 730 amino acids. The transcript is spliced from 8 exons. Gene Ontology annotation, cellular component: endosome; trans-Golgi network; cytoplasm. Gene Ontology annotation, molecular function: methyltransferase activity. The record is from RefSeq and is a predicted model, not a curated record. Lineage: Eukaryota; Viridiplantae; Streptophyta; Magnoliopsida; Ericales; Balsaminaceae.